AUGAGUGAUGGUCCUGAUAACUUUGCUUUAAGAGAAUUCUAUGUUGCACCUCAAAAUUCAUCUCAUAUUGAAAAUCAAAAAAUUCACACUGAGGAAAAAUCUAGUGAAAAUAAUCAGUGCGGAAAGACUUUUAUGCACAGGACCAAUCUUGCUAGACAUCAGAGAAUCCACUCUGGUGAGAGACCUUAUGAAUGUAAGGAAUGUGAAAAGACAUUCAGUCGGAGUUCCUCUCUUGCUGUACAUCAGAGAAUCCACACUGGGGAGAAACCUUAUGUAUGCAAGCAAUGUGGAAAAACAUUCAGUUGGAGCUCGAGUCUUGCUGUACAUCAGAGAACUCAUACUGGUGAGAAACCUUAUGAAUGCAAGCAGUGUGGAAAGACAUUCAAAGAAAGGUCCAAACUUGCUGUACAUCAGAGAGUCCACACUGGGGAAAAACCGUAUGAAUGCAAACAGUGUGGAAAGUCAUUCAGUCGGAGCUCCAGUCUUGCUGCACAUCAGAGAAUUCACACUGGGGAGAAACCUUAUGAAUGCAAGCAAUGUGGAAAGACAUUCAAAGAAAGGUUCAAACUUGCUGUACAUCAGAGAAUCCACACUGGAGAGAAACCUUAUGAAUGCAAACAAUGUGGAAAGACAUUCCGUCAGAAUUCUUGUCUUGCUGUACAUCAGAGAAUCCACACUGGGGAGAAACUUUAUGAAUGCAAACAAUGUGGAAAGACUUUUAUACUGAGCUCCCUUCUUGCUGUACAUCAGAGAAUCCACACUGGUGAGAAACCUUAUGAAUGCAAGCAGUGUGGAAAGACUUUCAGACUAAGCUCCAGUCUUGCUGUACAUCAGAGAAUCCACACUGGGGAGAGACCUUAUGAAUGCAAGCAAUGUGGAAAGACAUUCAGUCGGAGUUCCAAACUUGCUGUACACCACAGAAUUCAUAUUGGGAAAAAAUCUUAUGAAUGUAAGCAAUGUGAAAAGACUUUCAGACUGAGCUCCAGUCUUGCUGUACAUCAGAGAAUGCACACUGGGGAGAAACCUUAUGAAUGCAAGCAAUGUGGAAAAACAUUUAAAGAAAAGUCAAAACUUAUUGUACAUCAGAGAACCCACACUGGGGAGAAACCUUAUGAAUGCAAGCACUGUGGAAAGGCAUUCAGUCGGAGCUCCAGUCUUACUGUACAUCAGAGAACACAUACUGGUGAGAAACCUUACGAAUGCAAUCAGUGUAGAAAGACAUUCAGUCAGAGGUCCCAUCUUGCUGUACAUCAGAGAAUCCACACGGGGGAGAAAUCUUAUGAAUGUAAACAGUGUGGAAAGACUUUUAGGUUGAGCUUCAGUCUUGCUUUGCAUCAGAGAAUUCACACUGGGGAGAAACCUUAUGAAUGCAAGCAGUGUGGAAAGACUUUCAGAUUGAGAUCCAGUCUUGCUGUACAUCAGAGAAUCCACACUGGUGAGAAACCUUAUGAAUGUAAGCAAUGUGGAAGGACAUUCAGUCGGAGCUCCAGUCUUGCUUUACAUCAGAGAAUCCACACUGGGGAGAAACCUUAUGAAUGUAAGCAAUGUGGAAGGACAUUCAGUCGGAGCUCCAGUCUUGCUGUACAUCAGAGAAUCCACACUGGGGAGAAACCUUAUGAAUGCAAGCAGUGUGGAAAGACAUUUAGUCGGAGCUCCAAUCUUGCUGUACAUCAGAGAAUUCACAUGGGGAGAAAUGUUAGGAACACAAGCUAUGUGCAAACAUGUUUACAUGCAGCUCCGGUCUUGCUAGUAUGUGAAGGAAAUUUACCCUCCCCCCAUUCAGGAACCAAAUACAUGGCAUAA
This is a messenger RNA of Gracilinanus agilis (Agile Gracile Mouse Opossum), 1803 nucleotides long. RefSeq names its product zinc finger protein 658B-like. Gene Ontology annotation, molecular function: DNA-binding transcription repressor activity, RNA polymerase II-specific. The transcript has a single exon. Bases 1 to 1803 code for a protein of 600 amino acids. Lineage: Eukaryota; Metazoa; Chordata; Mammalia; Didelphimorphia; Didelphidae. Gene Ontology annotation, biological process: negative regulation of transcription by RNA polymerase II. The record is from RefSeq and is a predicted model, not a curated record.